CACCGUGUCUACCUGAACGAUGAGCGGAAAAAGAACGGCGCAAGCUAAUGCAGCGGCUUACUGCUAAACCCGCGCUUCUCUUCCCUGGUACACAAACCGUGAAAAGGAACUGUCGCCCAAAAACCCCUUCCGAUUACUAGGAGCGAAAAACCCGAGACGCGUGCACGCUGCAGCAAUGGCAACUUGUGCAGUGAGAAGUUUCUCAAAUGUGUCAGAAGCAACUUCAGAUUCUGAUGAUGAAGAUAAACUCCACAUUGUGGAGGAAGACAGUAUUCCUGACACUUCAGAGGAAAAGCCGACAAUAUUCCAGUUUGGUGCAGCACAGCAGGGGGACAUAUUGAAUGAUGGCAACCUGGGGCCAGACACACUGAUACAGGAAAUAAGGGUUAAAGAGGAGUGUGUAACUGAUGAGGAUGAAGCUCAGAUGAAUGAAACCUCAUGGCAGGGGAAGAAAGGGGUUAUUUGUCCAGACGUUCCAGAGGAGGAGCAGAGCACACCAGAGAGAGGAGUCCAUGAUGAAAAUGGUACACCUGACGAGUUCUCUCAGCUCCACUCAUGUCCAUAUUGUUCCCGAGGUUACAAGCGUCACACAUCGCUGAAGGAGCACAUCAAACUGCGUCAUGAAAAAAGCAAGGAUGACUUCAGUUGCACCCUCUGCAGCUACACUUUCACCUAUCGUACACAGCUUGACCGACACAUGAACGCUCACAAAAAUGGAAGAGAACAGAGGAUGGUUUCACAUUCAGGAGGAAACAGAAAGUUUAAAUGUACAGAGUGUUCGAAAGCUUUUAAGUACAAACAUCACCUGAAGGAACACCUGCGCAUCCACAGUGGUGAGAAGCCAUAUGAGUGCUCUAACUGUAAGAAGCGCUUCUCCCACUCUGGCUCCUACAGUUCCCAUAUCAGCAGUAAGAAGUGUGUAGCAAUUCCCCCUGGUGUUAAUGGCUUAUCUCACACUCCUGGAGUCAAAACAGCUCUUACUCUGACUCACCCUACACGUAUCCUCUUGCGGGAGAAAGUUGAUAUUGAUAACAAACCUUUGGAGGAACAGCUUCCUCUUAAGAUUAAAGAAGAGCCUGAUGAGCAUGAACUUAAACCUGUCAGAACUACAGCGGUUGCUACGACAACCACUAUCACCACUACCAGCACUGCUAAUAAUGGGAGUGGAAUUUCUAUUCAGACUACUGCUCCUCAGGGUGUGGUACAGACAUUAGUUCUACCUACUGUGGGUCUAGUUCAGCCUAUUAGCAUCAACCUACGAGACCUCCAGAAUAUUCUGAAAGUGGCAGUGGAUGGGAACACGAUCUGGCAGGCUGUGCCUAAUUCAAAUGCUAAUGGAGCUAGUAGUAAGGUUGUUAAUCAAGGGCUGCCACAAGCAGUGCUUGUGCAGUCUCCCCAUCCCCAUUUGCAGGUGAUUUCUGCAAUCUCUCUCCCUGUGCUGGAUCAGGAUGGAAAUUCCAAAAUUAUCCUAAACUAUAGUUUAGACCCACAAAUUAGCACUUCAGAUUUGAACACAGCACAGUCGACAUUGCCACAUCAAACUAUGGCCCAAGCAAAAGCACGAGAGCCAAAUAUGGCACCACCAGAAGUGGUAAAGGUGAAUUCAACACAAUGUCCAAAGGUGGCACAAACUAACAUAACGCAGCCAAAUGUCACUCCAACCCCAAUAUCACCUACUACAAGACCAGUACCUGCACAAAUAAGUAUACUUAAAUCCACACAGUCAACUGCUUCGAAUAAAGCAGCAUCCAUAAUAAAGUUCACAAAGCUGGUCCCAGGAGAGACAAAGCAUACACAGCCAGCAUUGUUGCUUGUAAGAACAACCAAUGGGUCUCAGGGCCUGGUAGUAAGACAGUUAGCAGCCGUGAACCCACAAGUAACUCCAACUGUAGGAACUACAGAUCUGAAAUCAACCCCAGAAUAUACAGUCAUGGCAGCAGAACACAAUUCACUCAUUGGGCUGAACCAGGUUGCAGAAGAGACCAAUACCUCUCAGGACAACGGUCAACCUGAAGACCUGAGGUCUACUUUGCUACAGGGAACUCAGUUCAAAACUGAAAGUGAUUUUGAAAUUAAGACAGAUUGUGAAGAAGCUUUACAGAUAGAGAAAGAAAAGGAGAGAGAAAGGAAAGCAGGAAUGAUGACACCAAGUGAUUCAACAGUGGCUCACAGAAGUGUUGUUUGUGGUGAUAGCUUCCAUAACUACGCUACAUGUCUUUUUUGUGACAACAGCCCCAGCAGCAGUGAUAUCUUGAAUUGUCUCAACAGCAAUGAACAAGGAUCUGACAGGUCUUUCUCUUCUCUCCUGGGGGAGGAAGACUUUGAGAGUGCAGAUCAGCCCCCAGUGAAGAGUCUCUUGCCCCUCCUUGAGGCAUACAACAAAGACUCGCACCCCAGUGAAGAGCAGCUGUCUCAAGUUGCAAAAUCUGUCAGUUUGCCUGUGGAUGUGGUCAAUAGGUGGUUUGAAAGAAUGCGGUUAAAAAACAUACUACUCCACCACCCUGAAAAUUCCCAAAAUGGGCAACAGACUGUUGCAAAUUCUCUACCAGAGCCCAGUAAGGACACGCAGACCCAAAUCCUGGACACUCCAACUGAACCUCACAAUGAAGAAUCCGUGGACCAGAAUAGUGACCCUCCUCCUCUAAACUUCUCUAUAAAUGAUCAUGGCAUUAUAAAGACAGAGGAUCAGGAAGAGAAAGGGCAAGCUGAACCUUUGGAUCUCUCACUCCCAAAGUCCUCUUGUUGUAAUGGUAACACUUCUGUUACUAUUGCAUUGUCUGCCACAAAGCAAUCUGUCCCCACCCAAGAGGAACCACUCAAUCUCACAUGUUUCAAAAAGGAUUCGAUGGAUGGCAACACCAUUUAUAUGACACAGUCUGCCACAAGUCCGAUAAACAUAAUAGCCGCACCUUUGCCAACUCUGGUUGCCAUAGCAGAGCCUGGUGGAAUUCCCUGCCUCAGAGCUGCCAUCUCCACCAAACAGCACACCAUCCUCAUCCCCCAGCUGUCUUACACAUACACCUCCCCUUCUACCAACACCAAGGCUAACACCACCACUUCCUGCAGUACUAAGGCUAGCACCAUCACCACACCCUCAUCCACAGACACACAGGGAACGGUACUCAAUGGCUGUCAGAAGGAGAAGACUGAUGCUGGAGAUGAAUCCUUGUCUGGGUGGGAGGGGCUGAAUGACAGCAACCUCUCUCCCAAUAAGAAAAGGAGGAAGAUGCAUGGUGGCCAGUAUGCAUGUGACCUAUGUGACAAAAUUUUCCAGAAGAGCAGCUCUUUACUACGCCACAAAUAUGAACAUACAGUGUGCUUUGGAUCUUGGUCCUGCUGCAUGAUGAAAUUUGCAUCAUUGAAGUACUGGCCAAACAGGAUGUCAUGUCUGAUAUGCAUGAUGCCACCUUACCAGCCCCAUACCAGGACACUGCCUCCACCAUGCUUGACAGAAGGUAAACGUCCUCAUGAGUGUGGAGUCUGUAAAAAGGCAUUUAAACACAAGCAUCACCUAAUAGAGCACUCACGUCUUCACUCCGGAGAGAAACCAUACCAGUGUGAUAAAUGUGGCAAACGCUUCUCACACUCCGGCUCUUACUCCCAACACAUGAACCAUCGCUACUCCUACUGCAAGAAGGAGGUUUAUGACCAGCCAGAGCCAAAUAAUACUUCCUCUACGCCUCCCUCACAGCUUGAUUCAGAUGAGAGGGAGAGUGAAGCUGAGGAGAUAGAUGAUGAAGAACCAGAAGGAGAUGAUGAUGGUGAGGAAGAUUUUUCUGGCUUUGACAUGAGUGACAUAAGAGUGGUCAGGGUUGGUGAGGAAUAUGAUGACGAGGAGGAGGAAGUGGGGAGGGGAGAGAAAAAACAGAUGACAGGAAAAGACCCAGUGGAGUUGGAUACUGUGGAAAAAGAAGUGUUGACAUUGGGCAUGGAAGGUAUGAUGGACAGCAAAACAGAGAAGGAAAUAUGGAAACCAGUGGAGAAUGGUGUGUUGAAUGACACUGUAGAAAACAAGUAAUUAUGUUUCUCUCUAGUAACUGCAUAUUUCUCUGUGAAAGGUCAAGGCUUGAAUUAAUGCCUUGGUUCACUCUUGAAGACAGUGUUUACUUUGGAAGGAUUAUUUUGUGUUAUUAAUUUACUGUGUAUGAAUCACAGGUGUGCCUGAUCCAUAAAUUACAGCAGUCUGUAAACUAGUUAUAUAACAAAACAGAAAAUUUUAAAUUUUCAUUAAUAAGAUUCAACUGAAAGGUUUUAUUGAACCUCAGCCUCUAGUUAUUUGUUAUUGUUACUAAUGACUAUCUUUGAAUGGUUCCAUCUGCAGUCAGGUGACAUUUCUACACAUUUUUAUUGCCAGUGAAGUUUACUAAAAUCAGUAUUUUAUCAAUAUUUUAGUACUUCUUUGAGAUAGAGACUGCACUGUAGGUACAGUUAUGAUUUUAUUUAUGGAUACAUAAUGCCUCAACUAAAUACCAUUCAGUAUUUUUAUUCUAAUUAGGCCAGCCAGUGUUUGCAUAGUAUUUUUGUUUGUGUCUGUGUGAAGGAAAUAAGUUUGCACUUGCAUACCAUGGGAUCAUUUAGAAAGAUAAAAAGUAAUAUGUAAUCCAUUAAACAGCUAAAUUAUUAUAUUUAUGGCAUAAAUUAUAUGUUUGGUUAGAAUCCAUAUUCAGUUGUAAUUUUAUGUAAACACUAGGCAUGUAAUGAUUCACCCAAUUCAUGAUUCGAUGCAUGAACUUUUUCCCCACGAUAUUUUUGGAGAAAAAAAAAAUUACCAAAAAACUGCAGCAUUUAUUUUGCUAUUCUUUAUGAACUUAUAUAUGCCUUUUGUUAAAUUUAAAAGAAAAAGUUUUUUGUUUUCGUAAUAACUGAAUAAUUAUUUGCCCACAUUUGUAAAGGUUAGAGUAAAAUAUAAUAGCCUAUUAACUAAAAUAUUCCUUUUAUUAAAAUGAAAAGGUUAAUAACAUAAGCAAUUUCUUAAAUGUUUAUGAACAUUUACCUCUACCUCCAUUUUUCUUCUCGUUUCUUUAGCUUUCGACAGUUUGUAAAAAGAUAGCUCCGAUUUCUUGUUAAAUCUAUUUGUUGUCAAUUGCAGAACAGCUCUAUCAUUUUAGAUCUGUUUUUGCAGCAUGAGAGCCAUGUUACUUCUGCCUCCUGCUAUUGUACAUUAUUGCCCCCUCUGCUGUCUAAACCAACUAAUUGCAGUUAGCAAAACCAAGAGAUAAUGUAGCUUGAUAAUAAUUGAUUAAUUUUUUAUUUCAUCAAUUCAAAUUGUCAUGAAUUUAUAUUGCAAUUUAUCAUAACACGAUAUAUCAUUACAUGCCUAGUAAAACACUCCUAAAUGCUAAUAUCUGCAAAAAAAAAUUGGACAGUGUUUAAAAUAGUAACAAUGACUGUAAAUUGUUCAUGAAAGAUCAUCAUGAAGUUGUCAUCCUUGCUAUGUUGGUGAUACUUUUUAGCUGAUACAUACUAUAAAGUGCACUUUUCUGUUGUAUAGUAUGUAGGAACAUGACGCAGCUUAAAAACACUUCAGUCAGGGAAUUGUGUGUUACACACCUAGUGUUAGCGCUCCUUCUCCUUCACAGAAUUAUAUUCACUUAAGGGUGCACUUAAGGGUCUGUGAUAGAGUACCUAUAGAAAUAAAGCUUAAUAGUCUUAAUUUUAUAGCAUUCUGUUCAGAACAUGUACUUAGAGAUAUUAAAAGUAGUAACACUUUAAUUUAUCAUUUGGACUAGUUUAUUAAACAUAAAUUUUGAAGCCAUUUAUAAUACAAGUAUUGAAGUAAUGUGAACCAUUAGAUUUGCAGAUCAGCUAUAGGAGAACACAUUGUUUCACUUUUAGCAUUAGUGAAUUCUUAAUGUGUUACUUUGUGAUAGAUGAACUAUGAAUGGUUCUAGGGAACCCCUCGCCAGCCUUAUGCAAGACCGGCAAGCUGUAUGUGCCAUUCAUUCCUAUUAAUUUGCUAGUCCAGAAACAAAUGAAACUAUUUUAAAGCCAAUUGAUUAUUUUAAAAAUUAUCUAGAUGUGUUGACUUUGACAGGUGUAUUCUAGAAACCAAAUUUAAUUUUGACUUGUUUAAUGUUAAGCUAACUUUAGAAUUUUUGUGACAUUUCAGAAAAAGAAAAAUAGACAAAUUUAGUUUUUAUUAUGAUGGAAAAGUAAAUCAUGACAGUUUUUGAUUGUUACUAUGUUAUUGGAGUUUGGGUUUACAUUUUUUUUCAGAUGCUCGCCUUGUGAGUAUUUCUGACUGCUUACAUUGGCCUAGAGCAGUAUAAUAUUUCUAUUUGAAAUGGUUUGGAUGUGAUUAUGAAUCUAAAAGUAUUUUUCCCACUAAUGAAGCAAUACGAGACUUGAUUAUGCGUAGUUAUUUUACACUUAGUAAUUUACCUAAAGGUAAUUAUUUAACAAUGUGGCAUAAGUGAAUUGGUCAGACAUAGAACAAAGCCAUUACACUAUUGCUUUGGAGUACAACUAGCAGUCAGGUUAAAGUAUAGGAAAAAGGGGAAAUGACAACAUGACAAUGAAGGAAUGAACACAUCCUACUAAAGGAGUGCACUUGAUGUAAGAGACAGUGAGUGAAUGUGUGUUUAAUGUUGUUUUAACCAUUACACAUUACAGUAUUAUUGUGAUAUAUUGUUUCUAAAUAUUUGUGUUUACAUCAAUACACAUGUAUAGUGUGUAUUUUUAUCAUCAGUAUUAAAAAUACCAAUGAGUGAUUAUUGUAGGAAGCUUUUCCAUUUUCCUGUUUUUUUUGUUUUGUUUUUUUUAAUUAAUA
Neoarius graeffei (lesser salmon catfish) is the source of this 6769-nucleotide messenger RNA. It is a transcript of the gene zeb1a, whose product is annotated as zinc finger E-box binding homeobox 1a. The coding region runs from base 176 to 4018 and encodes 1280 amino acids. NCBI's taxonomy places the organism in Eukaryota, Metazoa, Chordata, Actinopteri, Siluriformes, Ariidae. Gene Ontology annotation, biological process: anatomical structure development; regulation of transcription by RNA polymerase II. The transcript is spliced from 11 exons. Gene Ontology annotation, molecular function: RNA polymerase II cis-regulatory region sequence-specific DNA binding; DNA-binding transcription factor activity, RNA polymerase II-specific. The record is from RefSeq and is a predicted model, not a curated record.